Molecule: messenger RNA, 2221 nt
Organism: Melopsittacus undulatus (budgerigar)
Lineage: Eukaryota; Metazoa; Chordata; Aves; Psittaciformes; Psittaculidae
Gene: EBF3
Product: EBF transcription factor 3
Exons: 16
Coding region: 288-2078 (596 amino acids)
Biological process (GO): regulation of transcription by RNA polymerase II
Molecular function (GO): RNA polymerase II cis-regulatory region sequence-specific DNA binding; DNA-binding transcription factor activity, RNA polymerase II-specific
Source: RefSeq, a predicted model, not a curated record
UUCCCGAACCCACCGCACUGGAACGCCGUCCAAGUCGCCGCACAGAAGUACUCAGUAAAUUGUUUAUGUCGUGCCAAUACAGGACAGAGUGAAGAAGGAAGCAAGACUUGAACUGGGCUUUUCUCCUACUGCUCACAGGGAGUAAAGUCAUCUCUUAUACCCCCAAUCGCCACGGAGAGAGAGAGAGAGAAAAAUCAAGCAACAAUCAACCCACCCCGUUUAUCUGACAUUUCCCUCCGUUUUAACCCCUUUUGGUUAGGAGCUGGGGUUUGCCCAAAUUUGUUUUAAUGUUUGGGAUUCAGGAAAAUAUACCACGAGGUGGGACGACCAUGAAGGAGGAGCCGCUGGGCAGCGGGAUGAACCCGGUCCGCUCCUGGAUGCACACCGCCGGGGUGGUGGACGCCAACACGGCCGCCCAAAGCGGCGUGGGGCUGGCUCGGGCGCAUUUCGAGAAACAGCCGCCUUCCAAUCUCAGAAAAUCCAAUUUUUUCCACUUCGUCUUAGCUCUGUACGACAGGCAGGGGCAGCCGGUGGAGAUUGAGCGAACGGCUUUUGUGGACUUUGUGGAGAAAGAGAAAGAGCCAAACAAUGAAAAAACUAACAAUGGGAUUCAUUAUAAACUUCAGUUAUUGUAUAGCAACGGCGUCAGGACGGAGCAGGACCUCUACGUUCGCCUCAUAGACUCCAUGACCAAACAGGCCAUCGUCUACGAAGGGCAAGACAAGAACCCCGAGAUGUGCCGGGUCCUCCUAACACACGAGAUCAUGUGCAGCCGAUGCUGUGACAAGAAAAGUUGUGGCAACAGAAACGAAACCCCCUCCGACCCCGUUAUCAUUGACAGAUUCUUUCUAAAGUUUUUCCUCAAGUGCAAUCAGAACUGUUUGAAGAAUGCAGGCAACCCGCGAGACAUGCGAAGAUUCCAGGUUGUUGUAUCAACAACAGUCAAUGUGGAUGGCCACGUGCUGGCUGUCUCAGACAACAUGUUUGUACACAACAAUUCCAAACACGGGAGGCGGGCUCGCCGCCUUGACCCCUCAGAAGGUACGGCCCCUUCUUAUCUGGAAAAUGCUACUCCGUGCAUAAAGGCCAUCAGUCCUAGUGAAGGCUGGACUACUGGUGGGGCUACUGUCAUCAUAAUCGGAGACAACUUCUUUGAUGGCUUACAAGUCGUAUUUGGAACUAUGUUGGUCUGGAGUGAGCUGAUAACACCCCACGCCAUCAGAGUUCAAACACCACCACGGCACAUUCCAGGAGUUGUUGAAGUAACUCUCUCCUACAAAUCCAAACAGUUCUGCAAAGGUGCUCCCGGCCGGUUUGUCUACACUGCACUUAAUGAACCAACCAUAGAUUAUGGUUUUCAGAGGUUGCAGAAAGUUAUUCCACGACAUCCAGGUGAUCCCGAAAGGUUACCAAAGGAAGUAUUACUUAAGAGAGCAGCAGACCUUGUUGAAGCCCUAUACGGGAUGCCCCACAACAACCAGGAAAUCAUCCUGAAACGAGCAGCUGACAUUGCUGAGGCGUUAUACAGCGUGCCACGCAACCACAACCAGAUCCCCACUCUAGCCAACACUCCCGCUCACACCGGCAUGAUGGGAGUCAACUCCUUCAGCAGCCAGCUCGCCGUCAAUGUGUCCGAAACCUCGCAAGCCAACGACCAAGUAGGUUACAGUCGCAACACAAGCAGUGUUUCCCCGCGAGGAUAUGUUCCCAGCAGUACUCCUCAGCAGUCCAAUUACAACACAGUCAGCAAUAGCAUGAAUGGAUAUGGCAAUGCCGGCAUGCCCAAUCUAGGUGUACCAGGUUCCCCUGGAUUUCUUAAUGGCUCCUCAGCUAACUCUCCUUAUGGCAUAGUGCCGUCAAGCCCUACCAUGGCAGCCUCUUCGGUCACCCUCCCUUCAAACUGUAGCAGUACACACGGCAUUUUCUCAUUCUCACCUGCCAAUGUCAUCUCUGCAGUGAAACAAAAGAGCGCCUUUGCUCCUGUUGUCAGGCCCCAAGCCUCUCCUCCACCAUCUUGCACCAGUGCAAAUGGAAAUGGACUUCAAGCUAUGUCUGGGCUUGUAGUCCCGCCAAUGUAAAGUCACUUUUGUUUACCUACCGUAGCACCAAGCUUCAGAGGAUGAGCUUAGGGGACAAGUUUAGUAUAUUAAGACAUGCUGAUGGAAACAGUAUCUUCACACAGAAUCAGCAGCAAAUGGAAAUGCUACAAAAAAAACAACAA